AUGGCAACUCUUGAAGACCCUCUCCAGAUGGUGCCAGGUGGCCCUGAACCAGUCGAGCCCGUCCAACAUACCGAGAUACCUUUCUGGCGACUCCUCAUCGACCAGGCCGGCCUCACACCAGAGGUAGCCUACUACCAAUAUCAAGGGUCCGGCACAAAGGAGAACCCCUUCCUGGUACAAUGGAUCCCAGACGACCCUCGAGACCCCAUGUGCUUUGCAGCGGGCAGGAAGUGGCUCAUCGUUGCCUGUGUUUCCAUAGCGACUCUAGCCAUCGCCUUCGGGUCCUCUGUGUAUACAGGCGGCAUGAUGGAGGUCAUGAUGGACUUCAAGAUCAGUAGAGAGGUUGCAACCCUGGGCAUAUCUCUGUUCGUCUUGGGCUUUGCUGUCGGGCCCGUCUUCUGGGCGCCGCUCAGCGAGGUCUUUGGCCGCCAGCUGAUCUUCACCAUCACCAUGGCCUUCCUCACCAUCUUCAACGCUGCCUCUGCGGGCGCUCCAACCGUGGCCGGCCUUCUCAUCUUCCGUUUUCUUGCAGGAGCCUUUGGCGCGUCCCUGCUGACCAAUGCCGGAGGAGUGAUUGCUGAUAUCUUCCCUCCGGCUCAACGGGGUCUGGCCAUGUGUGUCUUCUGCGCCGCUCCCUUCUUAGGGCCUGUCUUGGGUCCGAUAUGUGGCGGUUUCCUCGGGAUGAACGCCAGCUGGCGCUGGGUCUUGGGCUUGCUCACCAUUCUCUCCGGCGUCCUCUGGAUCUUCGGGACUCUCGCCAUCCCGGAGACAUACGCCCCGAGACUUCUGAGAGUCCGAGCAGAGAAGCUCUCCAAGAUCACCGGCAAGCACUAUGUCAGUGCCUUGGAUCAUAAGCAGGGGAGACCCACCGUUUCCGACCUGGUACAGAUGUCGUUACUCCGCCCCUGGGUACUGCUGUUCAAGGAGCCAAUCGUUCUUCUCUUGUCUAUCUACAUGGCGGUGGUGUAUGGCACUUUAUACAUGUUCUUCGCUGCCUUUCCAAUCGUCUUCAUUCAGCAUCGCGGCUGGAACCAGGGCGUUGCGAGCUUACCGUUCAUUGGCAUCAUUAUCGGCAUGCUCUCGGCCGUGCUCUAUGUGAUUUUGGAUAAUCCACGAUAUGUGCGCACAGAGAAAGCCCACGGCGGGCUCGCUCCCCCCGAAGCCAGGUUGCCUCCCACCAUUGUCGGCUCCAUCGCUCUCCCUAUCGGUCUUUUCUGGUUUGCAUGGACCAACUCCCCCUCGAUUCACUGGAUAGUCCCCGUUAUAGCUGGGAUCCCAUUCGGAUUUGGGAUGGUCCUCGUGUUUUUGAGCAUCAUGAACUACCUGGUCGACUCGUACACCUUGUUCGCUGCUUCAGUCCUUGCUGCGAAUACCAUCCUGCGCUCCAUCUUUGGCGCCGUCUUCCCCCUCUUCACGCCGCGGAUGUACGAUAACUUGGGUAUCCACUGGGCGUCGACAGUCCCUGCUCUUCUGUCUAUCCUAUGCCUACCCUUUCCUUAUUUGUUCUACCGCUACGGGCACCGGAUCAGGCUCAAGUGCAAGUUCUCUGCUCAGUCGGCUGAACACAUGCGCCACCUGCGGGAACAGCCGGACAAGUCGUCGCCCCCGUCGUCAGAGGAAGACAAGCCGGAAGGAGACUGUGCUACUCAGGCGGGCUAUCAACAGACUGUUGACCAGCCACACCAUCAUGGUGCUAGUCAUUCACAACAGUACGGCCCUGACCAAACGUGCCAAUACGUGGUCAUAUGUCAAUCAUGCCAGCAAGCCCUGAUCUGCCCAUCGUGUCAACAAGGCGUUGCAGUUCAGCCCGUUCAACACGCUGGUACUGAUCAGGAAUAUCAACACAAUACUGACCCAGCGUAUCAGCAGAGCGGAGGCCAGCCGUCUCAUCCUGUGGCUAGUCAGCCUGGCAACGGCCAGUAG
Messenger RNA from Thyridium curvatum, 1923 nucleotides. RefSeq lists its product as uncharacterized. The record is from RefSeq and is a predicted model, not a curated record. Gene Ontology annotation, molecular function: transmembrane transporter activity. NCBI's taxonomy places the organism in Eukaryota, Fungi, Ascomycota, Sordariomycetes, Thyridiales, Thyridiaceae. Gene Ontology annotation, biological process: transmembrane transport. The transcript has a single exon. Bases 1 to 1923 code for a protein of 640 amino acids.